AUAUAUAAUCAGGUCCUUGUUCUUUUUAAUGUGAAUGUUAUAGAUAUGAACGGAGCAGUGAAAUUUAAAUGACCAAGUAGUUGCUCGUUCUAGCUACUUGGCACAAUUGACGAAAUGUUUAUUCCACGCCACUACGCUUUGAAAGGACAUUUUACACGGCUUCCUGUUGUAACAAAUUGCUGAAUAUUAAAAGAGAACAUUACAACCUGACUAUUCAUUUGCUAUUCCUGCCGUUUUUCUUCAAUACUGUUUGCUAAUAUCGAAUAUAUUGCCAGCGAGCUGUUUGUUACCAAUACAAUUUCUUAGCCAGCUCUGCAUGUCGAUUGGAUGCAACAUAAUUGGAGCUCAUUCCACAGUCGAGUGAUUCGGUAAAACUGAGACGGAUCUUCGUUUUCAAUUAUUGGAAUGGAGCAAAAUAGUUCAAAUUGUGUGUUCCCUGACUCGGGGACGUCGGCGGCCAAAGCUAGGGUUCUGCUGCUUACGUGGAAUGUUGGCAACUGUAGUGAGAGCACGAUGGACGAGCGAAUCCUCUUCCACGACGAAGAUUUCACCACUGCCCAGUCGGAGCAUAAUAAUGAAGCAGAAGAAGAAGAGGUCGGAGGACCUCAUCUGGUGUUCAUUGGACUGCAGGAGGUGGAUGCGAGUAUGCACAAUAACAUCGUACGCCACUGGGGCUACAGUGCCUGGUCCAUACGACUGAUGGAACAGAUGGCCGACCGAGGCCUCAUCAUGCUACACCACCAGACUUUCCCAGGUCUUCUGGCGCUGUUGUUUGUGAAAUACGAGUGGCUUCCACAUGUGAAUCUGGUGGAGGCGGACAACACGAAACUCAUGUUCGAGAGUCUGGUCGGAUCUAAAGGGGCAAUAGGAGUGAGGGCAAAAGUAGGAAAUGAGACCAUUUGUCUCAUCAACUCACACUUGCCCGCGCACCUGGCAGACCACCGCGAGAGGGAUAAGGCAUAUCUGACCAUCCUGGCCGACCAGUUCUACUCGAAGAGUGAGUCGACUGUGUUGAAUCACGACUUCGUCUUCUGGCUAGGAGACCUCAACUUCAGAAUAGAUGAGAUACCGAAUCUGGAGGUGAAGAGACUAGUGGAGGAGGGACAGCUGCAACAUCUACUCAAUCACGAUCAGCUGAACUUCUCCAUCGCCAGUGGCAGGUCCUUUUCGCCCUUCCAGGAAGGAGAAAUUUGUUUCCCGCCUACUUAUAAGUUCAAUGUGGGCACUCAGGACUACGACACGAGUGAGAAGAAGCGAAAGCCGGCGUGGUGUGAUCGCAUUCUGUGGAGGGACAAGCCCCAGCUACUCAUCAGGGGAGAGGGACCGGGAGUGCGCUGUCUCAAAUACAGCUCCAUUGCAAGCUGCUGUGCAAGUGACCACAAGCCAGUCUACGGUGUGUACGAAGUACUGCUGCAGAACUACAGAUUCGACACACCAUCGGUUGCACUGGAUUUACCCCUAGAGAGCAGCACUCCAGAGGAGAAAGGUGUGAAAGAGGUUCAUAUGAAGAAGAAUUCCAGUGUUAAGUUCCGGAUGAAUCAUCAGUAUGGGUUCGAGGAAAACACUGACUCGUAUGAUUGGGUGGGACUGUACAUUGAGAGGGCACUCAAGUUGAAAGACUACUGUGCCUACAAAUACGUUUCGAGUUCAGACUGGUCUAAAAACAGAGUGAAGUUUAGCCAGAAAGAGUUCAAGGAGUCCGAAAGAUACAGAAUCAUAUACCACAGUGCAAAACUGAAGGCCGCGGUUGGUGUCAGUUGUCUCUUCAAAGCAGUGCCACAGCAGUGACAAUGAUUAAAAGAAAAUACCUGCUACUAAAAUUCGUCGGCAGUUUUAAUCAGUUCAUCCCUUUCUAUGUUUUCUUAAAUUUGGACUAUAUAAUAAAUUAUUUUUCCCGUCACAAAUAAUAAAUCAGUUUUUAGUUAGUAUUUUAUUUGGUGAUUUUGAUAGCGUUAUUCAUUUUUUAAAUAGA
Messenger RNA from Symsagittifera roscoffensis, 1972 nucleotides. Its product is annotated as phosphatidylinositol 4,5-bisphosphate 5-phosphatase A-like. Gene Ontology annotation, molecular function: phosphatidylinositol-4,5-bisphosphate 5-phosphatase activity. Bases 406 to 1788 code for a protein of 460 amino acids. NCBI's taxonomy places the organism in Eukaryota, Metazoa, Xenacoelomorpha, Acoela, Convolutidae. The record is from RefSeq and is a predicted model, not a curated record. The transcript has 7 exons. Gene Ontology annotation, cellular component: ruffle; plasma membrane; cytoplasm. Gene Ontology annotation, biological process: phosphatidylinositol dephosphorylation.